AUGAAUUUAAUAAAGGGAUACUGGGAAGUACCAGUAACUGAGAGAGUCAAAGAAAUGUCAGAAUUUGUAACUAUGGAUAAUCUAUACCUGUAUAAAGUGUUACCAUUUGGUAUGAAAAGCAGUAGUAGUACAUAUCAGAGACUAGUUAACCAACCAGGUAUUGUAUUUUGUAAAAACUACUCAACUCCCUUGACCGAUUUAUUGUCAGAGAAAGUCAAAUUUAUGUGGAGUGCUCAGGCUGAUGAAGCCUUUAGGAAACUGAAACAGAUACUUGUUAAGUUAAGUAAUGAGAAAAAUGGAGUAUUGUCAUUGCUCACAGCCAUCGAGACCACAUGUCCAGAAACUAUCAUUUCAGAGUGA
Penaeus indicus is the source of this 360-nucleotide messenger RNA. RefSeq lists its product as uncharacterized. Lineage: Eukaryota; Metazoa; Arthropoda; Malacostraca; Decapoda; Penaeidae. The transcript has 4 exons. Bases 1 to 360 code for a protein of 119 amino acids. The record is from RefSeq and is a predicted model, not a curated record.